Messenger RNA from Aplysia californica (California sea hare), 737 nucleotides. RefSeq lists its product as uncharacterized. Gene Ontology annotation, cellular component: centriole. The transcript is spliced from 3 exons. Lineage: Eukaryota; Metazoa; Mollusca; Gastropoda; Aplysiida; Aplysiidae. The coding region runs from base 141 to 737 and encodes 198 amino acids. Gene Ontology annotation, biological process: cilium assembly; clustering of voltage-gated sodium channels. The record is from RefSeq and is a predicted model, not a curated record.
AAGUAUCUCGACUUCUAUUAAAAAUAAAUGAAUGUUUUUUUCGUCCGAAGCGAGACAAAUGACCAAGCUUUAAGAUGAUACCAAUACCUCAACAUACCCAAAUAUUGACAAGAGCCUGAUUCCACCAUGCUGUGACACAUAUGUGUAUUUCGUACUGUGUACAGAAUCGAGAAUAUGUAAUACAUGUGAAUAACGUCGUAGCUUGCAUCUGUCUCAUCGGCAGAGUGGAGAACGUUCGCAUCCAGCGCGAUUCGGAAGUGGCACAGCUCCAGGAGCGAGUGUCUGGGUUCCAGUCUCAGUUUGAGGUGGCCAGCGAGGAGAGAGAGGCCAAUGUGAACCAAAUCAAUGCGCUCAACAAAAAACUGUUGGAGGCUAACAAGGAGAAGGAGGCCGCUUACCGCAAGUGUCUGAAAGAGGUGGCGCUGAUGGAGCAAGACCAGCAGGUGAAGACGCGCGACCUUGAGAUCCGUCUGCAGACGACAGAGGACACGAGACAGCAGACGGUCUCAGAGCUAAGGCGCCUGCUCACUGCGCAACAGAGGAUGAGUGCCAGGUGGAAGGAAGAAUGCCAAACCAUCAGGCACAAGUUUGAGGGGAAGCUCACGGACUGCCGGGCCGAGAUGUCGCACGUGAAGAAACGCAACGAGGAGUUGACCUCUCUGCUCAAGGACAGUCAGGCGAAAACGGCUGAGGUGAGUGCAGACACAGCCAUCCUCCACGCUCUCAAAUACACAUGA